Dendroctonus ponderosae (mountain pine beetle) is the source of this 5222-nucleotide messenger RNA. RefSeq names its product zinc finger protein basonuclin-2. Gene Ontology annotation, cellular component: nucleus. NCBI's taxonomy places the organism in Eukaryota, Metazoa, Arthropoda, Insecta, Coleoptera, Curculionidae. Bases 244 to 4125 code for a protein of 1293 amino acids. Gene Ontology annotation, biological process: regulation of DNA-templated transcription. The record is from RefSeq and is a predicted model, not a curated record. The transcript has 5 exons.
UCCAACAGCGUGAGCUUAUUUCGCAGCCAGUUAAUGGAUUUUAAGCCAUGCGUUCCGGCGUUACCGUACUGAAUAAAAACAAUGUUUUGCUAAACUAGGCCUAAUUUCUGCUGUCCCUAAGUCACAAAUUUAACUAACCAACGAAGCGAAUGUGUCAACUUCGCGUCAGCUUUUGAACCGGACUCAUCAGCAAUGUUAAUUGACAGACAAUAAACAAUUGUUUAGUGACUUCCCUAGUGUUUGAUGUCUCGCAAUACAUUAUUUUCUGAUAGCAUGAGUACUUCUCAGCCGUUACGGCCUGUUUUGAAUUGGGCAUCGGUGGCAUCAUGGUUCUUCAAGCCAGAAUCUGCCAUUUUUUCCAAAAUGACCAGCCACAGCUCCAAUAGUUCUCCAAUAUCUUCAAAUCCUUAUACAGAGUUAACCAAAAAUAUUUCGAGUGAAAUCACUGCUCAAAUUUUACAAUUGCCACCCGUUUCCAGUGUGGGAAGUUUCGACAGGCGAAACUAUCAACCGCCGAAAAUUUGUAAGCAAAUUCGCUGCACAAUACCGAACUGCAAUUGUGAGAAUUUCAUCCCGGGAAAGUUGCGACUACGCUACUGCGAAACUUGCAACCACGGUUGGGUACCUCACGCAUUGGACAAGUUGGGCCUGCGACAUCUCUUCAAUAUCAGUGCUCCUGAGCCGGUGCAUGUGAAUGUAGCCUUCGACGUAGCUAGUUUAAUAUUGUACGGAUGUCAAGCGUUACCGAUCCGCCUAAAAAUACUUCUCGAUCGAUUGUUUUCUGUGCUUCAAAAGGACGAAGUGAUUCAAGUGUUGCAUGGAUUUGGCUGGACAAGUGACGAUUACGCCAGAGGAUAUAUUUUGCAGGAGUCAUACGGCAGCACUCUGGACCGAUGGAGCAUCUGUAAUCCAGAGGAGGAGCCACUGGUCCUCCAACAAUUUCUCAGAUUUGGAGAAACUAGAGCCAUAACGCAGCAAUUGCUUCUGGCGCAACAGGCACUUCAGGAGCGCACCCUGGAGCGUCUGGAGCGCCGUCACUCGCCGCACCAUCGGGCAAUGUCCCCUAGUCGUCGUCCAUCUCCGCCCAACGUUCAUCCAUCAGUCUUCCACUCACAAGUGCACGCUAUGUCUCCACACCAAAAGCAUCCCUUGGGCUUUCUCAAGAUGCCACCAGUUUCCAAUGGUCCAAUUUCUUCAAACACACCUCCUAAUACUAUGGCCAGUAGUCCAUUGAAUCGACUUCAAAGUAUGACGUUCGAUUAUCGCAAACUUAGCUCGGCAGGCCUGCCAGCUUUCCCUAACCGCGUCAGUCCUGAUGUUGGAAGACGACGAACUGACAACGAAUCGGUCGGUUUGAAUUUAAGCAUAUCAACUUCUUUGGCCAACUGUUUGCCGCCUCCCCAUCCACCGACAUCAUUAAGCCACUCGGCUGCUGCAAUGGCUGUGUCUGCAAACGCGUUGGCUGCAGCCAAUUUAGUAGCAUCUUCAUUUCCUGCUCUAAUGUCGACCCGAAUGUCUACCGGAAGCAAAUCACCGUCAAGUGCUGAAUUAUUUCCUGGCAACGCUAAUAGCGAGGAAGAUGAUGAUGCCGACGAGAAUUCUCAUAGUGCGCUGAAUUUAAGUCGGGAUAGAGACUCUCUAAAAAAUCUAAAACAACCCCGUUUGUUACCAGGACGUAAACCAUCCUCACCAACUAAAAGACAGUGGGGUUCGCCAAGUUUACCGCUUAAUUUGGGUACUCAAUUCAUUAACCCGGCAACUGGCAAGAAAAGAGUGCAGUGCAACGUUUGUCUAAAAACAUUUUGCGAUAAAGGUGCGUUAAAAAUACAUUUUUCGGCUGUUCAUUUGCGAGAAAUGCAUAAAUGUACAGUUGAAGGCUGUAACAUGAUGUUCAGUUCGCGGAGAUCCCGAAAUAGACAUAGCGCAAAUCCAAAUCCGAAACUGCAUUCUCCUCAUCUUCGAAGAAAAAUAUCACCUCAUGAUGGACGAAGUUCACAAUCUCACCCCAUACUGAUUCCACCUCAAACCGGGCUGGGCUUACCAGCAGCUGCAGCAUUAAAUCCACUAAACCCAUUCGGUCCAUUUCCACUUUUGACGCCUCCUCCAGAUAUGAAAUAUCACUCGUUAGCCACAAUGGACUUCAAGCAGACACUCGACUUGAGCAUUCAAAGAAGUAUAGAAGAAAGUAAAACUACCGUCAAAGACUUUAGCGCUUUAGCUCUAACUUCCUCCAAUAACCAUCAUCAAUCAGACGAGGACGAAGAUGACGAGGAGGGUAUUGUAGUGGUAGGAGGAGAUGAUGACGAUGAUAUUCCCAAUGAGAAAAAUCACUAUGCAGAAAAGGAAGAAAUGAAAUAUGAGCAACGUAAUUCUGUGGAACGUGAUAAUGACCAUAUUCACAAAUCACCUAGUCAAGAGCUCCGACCUUCUUUGGAGGCUUCCGAAGUCGUAAUGGAACGUGUUGAAAUCCCCCGAGCUCAUAGUCCUAUACGGCCUCAACCAAUUUCCGACCAACCUGAAGACUUCAGCAUGCCUGCUAAAAAGCAAAAAAUGUCGAUAUCCGAUGCAGAUGAAGAAAUCCUAAGUAACAUUGACAGCAAUGAGGAUUCCUUAAGCAUUAUAGAUAAUCAAAGCUUAAAAGAUGAGGUCAGUAGCGUACCGACAAACAAACGAAAGAGAAAAAGCCAAAAUCCUACUCGUUGUGCAUUACCUCCAAUGUUAGAUGACCCUGUAAGCGACGGGGACUCGUCAAGCGACGUUUUCGCUGAACGAUUAGCUGAAUCUACACGCCGACUUGAAAUGGAAGCCAAAAUAGAACCCAAAAGAGAAGUGAAGGAAGAAAAUAGAUGUGAAUCUCCUUUAGACUUAGGGAAAAGAAGUCCCGAUGUCAAUGCGAACGAACGCGAAAAAGUCAUCGGUAGUGAAAUUAAAACCUCAUUAGCUCCACUGUUUUCAAUAGACAAAUUAAAAAAGGAAAAGCUAAAUCAUGAUUUUGACGCAGCUGAAGACACCGAAGACCGUCCAGCCAGUUCAGUGGAAAGCAAUAAAAGUGAUGAGUCCUUCGAUUCGUCUAAUGCAUUGCGCCACUUAGAGAGUCUUUCUCAUGGCAAUUUUAGCGAAUGGAUGUCGAAAGGGUUACACUUGGGACUAGGGGCACCUGGUAGUCAAUUCCCUCCGUUGGGGUUUAUGAUGAGUGGUGGGCCUCCCAGUCCAGCUCGCUCACAAACUUCUUCCGCUGGAAGCAGCAACGGAGGGGAAUCAGCAGACGAAAAUAGUCAAAAUCAGCUGUACGGACACUUUGAUAAUGGACAAUUUAUUAGUACCAUGGAUGUGCCAAUUGACAAAGACAACCCCAGAAGAUGUACAGCAUGCGGCAAAAUAUUCCAAAACCAUUUCGGCGUAAAGACGCACUAUCAGAAUGUUCAUCUGAAGCUUAUGCACAAGUGCAAUGUUGAUGGUUGUAAUGCCGCGUUUCCCUCAAAACGAAGCAGAGACCGGCAUAGCGCCAACUUAAACUUGCACAGAAAACUUCUUUCGACGAGUUCAGAUAAAGGCAGUCCUGGAUUAUCGCCCUUUGCCAGCUUUGCGACAAAUCCAGCUUUACAUGGAGACUUUUUAGCAAGAUUGUAUGCCGAUGAAGCUUUCAAGAACCACCACUUGCCCCCCAAUAUUGACCAACUCAUGCUCAAUGGAGACCGAAUUCCUCCGCCUCCUCUGCUGUUGCCUCCCCCAUUGGGCGUCUUGCCAUUUCCUCUAGGAAAUUUCAGUCAUUUCGGCCAAUUUAAUGGCUCAUCUUUAGCUAAAGAACGGUCUUCCACUUCAAGUUCUCCAGUAUCUUCAUCACCACCUCCGUCAAAUGUUCCAUCUAGUCCUCCGAAAUAUAUUCAUUGUGUAGAAGAAGACCUACCCACUCCUGACAAGGAAGGCAAUCUACCAUGCAGAUUUUGCCGAACAUCUUUUAGUACGCAGCUUCAAUUGAAGGAGCAUUGUGAGAAAAACCACCUAUCUGAAAUGUUCAAAUGUACAAUAAUAGGAUGUCCAAAAGUAUUUGUGUCCCGAACGCGAAGAAAUAUCCACUCGGAAAAUGAGUCGCUUCAUGUAAAAAAAGAGUCGGAUGUAUCGUGACCUCUAAGUAACGGGUUAGCUUUAAGAACUAUACCUCUUUGGUGGUGAUUGAUCUGUUAAAGUACUUAUCCGAAGUUAAAUAAGUUUGACAUGUGAUUUUUAGAUUAAUUGAGUUAGAUUUAAUGGAUAUUUGACUGCAAAAUGAUAAAAACAUUGAAGCAAAUCGUUAUUCAUAGCUUGGUUCUUUAGAUCUUUCCGUUUCGAUAGUUUUAUUAUUUUGUAGUUCAAAACUACACCUUUAAGCCAGUUGUUUUUAAUUUAUUAUGCUUGUACAAAAGAUUCAUCUAAAUGUAAAUUUAUUAGCCAGUCGUGCGAAAUACUCAUUUGUUUUGUAAAUAUAUACCGUAGUUUAGUGAUCUCUAGUACGUUGUGAUGUAUCAGAUGCUAUCCAUGUAAAACUAUGUUAAAAUUGCUCAUUUUUAUAAUCGAAUUGAACCUUAUACAAAUCUCUAAUGGAACUUGUUUGAUCCCUAGUCACACAAUGAAAUAUUAUUGGUGAAAAGGCUCAAAAUAUCAAUUUUAUAUGAUCUGUAUGUUGGCCUGUAGAGAAAACUACGUUACCACUUUAAAAGAUCAUUAUCCGUAUAUAUCCAUCACUGUGAAAAAUUUAAUCCUAAUUAAAAUGUAUGUAAAUGUGCAAUAACUUUGUAUAUAUGCUAUCUGCCGCUAUGUGUAUAGAUGUAAAUAGUUAUUAAAAGGAUACUGAACGAUUUCCUUAAGGUAUACGAACAAUAAACAGUUUUAUUCUUUCCUAAAAUAUUAUUUAUUGAUGAUUUUUGUAAAGCUGAUAAGUUGGAACGUCGCUUGUGUACACACGCAAAACAUUUCCCAUUAACCAAGUACAUCUUCAUUAAUCGUAUCAUGCAAGAUCGGAAGCCUACACCUACACACUAGCAAAUAUUUGAAGAUGUAUUUACUUAAUGCAGAUGUUUUGUUGUGGUUAAUUGAACUGAGAAAUGUGUUGUUUCAUUUUAAAGCCAAGUUUACCGAAAUGUUAUUUUUAUCAGCACUUUUUAAAUGAUUUUGUUAUUGCACCCAUUAUGUACAGAAAUAUGUAUCGCCUUUGGGCACGAUAAAAUAUAGCUGUCUUAAAUGAU